Molecule: messenger RNA, 2029 nt
Organism: Xiphophorus maculatus (southern platyfish)
Lineage: Eukaryota; Metazoa; Chordata; Actinopteri; Cyprinodontiformes; Poeciliidae
Gene: ass1
Product: argininosuccinate synthase 1
Exons: 15
Coding region: 146-1384 (412 amino acids)
Biological process (GO): urea cycle; L-arginine biosynthetic process
Cellular component (GO): cytoplasm
Molecular function (GO): ATP binding; argininosuccinate synthase activity
Source: RefSeq, a predicted model, not a curated record
ACCUGGUGACGCAGCUUGGGCCAGAAUCAGUCGUUGAACCAAACGCGGUUCUGCUCCUCGCCUUCCAGCGUUCGGACCACGUCGUGUCAGACCGUUCACUCAUUCUUCAUCUAAGUACGCCCCUUUGACCCUGAAAUCCCUCAUCAUGUCUAAAGGUACUGUGGUUCUGGCCUACAGCGGUGGGCUGGACACGUCCUGCAUUCUGGUGUGGCUCAAGGAGCAGGGCUAUGAUGUCAUCACAUAUUUGGCUAAUAUUGGACAAGAUGAAGAUUUUGAAGCUGCGCGAAAGAAAGCAGAAAGCCUCGGCGCAAAGAAGGUUUUCAUUGAGGACCUGCGCAGGGACUUUGUGGAGGACUUCAUCUGGCCGUCGGUUCAGGCCAACGCUGUGUAUGAGGACCGGUACCUCCUGGGCACGGCCAUAGCAAGGCCCUGCAUCGCCCGUCGUCAGGUCGAGAUCGCACGCAAGGAGGGGGCUCAGUUUGUGUCCCAUGGGGCCACCGGCAAGGGAAAUGACCAGAUACGCUUUGAGCUUACAUGCUACGCGCUGUACCCAGAGGUCAAGAUCAUUGCACCGUGGAGGAUCCCUGAGUUUUACAAUCGCUUCAGGGGGAGAACGGACCUGAUGGAGUACGCACAGAAACAUGGCAUCCCAGUGCCGGUGACCCCUCGGGCCCCCUGGAGCAUGGAUGCCAAUCUCAUGCAUAUCAGCUAUGAAUCAGGCAUUUUGGAGAAUCCCAAGAGCCAUGCUCCAGCUGACCUCUACCUGAUGACCAAAAACCCAGAGGAUUCUCCAACUGCCCCAGAUGUUCUGGAGAUCGAGUUUAAAAAUGGAGUUCCUGUCAGGGUGAUGCAUGUGAAGGAAGGAAAAUCCAAAGAAACACCGCUGGAUAUUUUCUCAUAUCUCAAUGAAAUAGGAGGAAAACACGGAGUGGGCCGCAUUGACAUCGUAGAGAAUCGUUUCAUCGGCAUGAAGUCUCGAGGGAUAUAUGAAACUCCUGGAGGCACAAUCUUGCUUAAAGCCCAUCUGGACAUCGAGACGUUUACCAUGGACAAGGAGGUCCGACGGAUCAAACAGGGACUUGGCGUCAAGUUCUCAGAACUUGUCUACAAUGGCUUCUGGUACAGUCCAGAAUGUGACUUUGUGCGACACUGCAUAGCCAAGUCUCAGGAAAACGUCGAGGGCAAGGUCCAGCUGUCUGUCUUCAAGGGUCAGGUUUACGUCCUGGGACGAGAGUCGCCAAAGUCGCUGUACAACGAGGAGUUAGUCAGCAUGGAUGUACAAGGAGACUACGACCCUUGUGACGCCUCCGGAUUCAUAAGGAUUAAUGCUGUCAGGCUAAGAGAGCAUCAUCGUUUGCAGGGUUUCUCUGGCAACAAACAGUAACUGUUGCCGUCUUGUGAACCAUCUUCCUUUCUUCUUCCAUGUUGCCAUUGUGUCUUAAACUCUUAAUAGGUUUAGACUUUGUUCCUCCAUUGUCGACCUCUUGCCUUAUUAUCUUGUGUAGUUGUGUCACCCUGUAAGCACAGUAACCUCUUAUUGUCGAAACUGUUUCUCAGGUGGUCAAGUGUUUAGAAAAACUUGUCUGUAUUAGAUCAAAAUAUAUUCUAAUGCGUACUAAUCAUGACGUUUGAAACAAUUCUUAGUAUUUUAGCUACCGAGUUUGUUUCCUUCUUCUUAACACUAAUAAUAAUAAAUGCAUUUCUGGUCAGAGGUAUAGAUUUCUAACCAUUAGCAUAACUAUCAAAACAGUUUUGUUAAAUUGAGCUAUUCUGUGAAGUAAUAAUAAAAUAUAUAACUUUAAUCAUUUGAGCAGCAAGAUUUGGGUGUUCAAGUUUGAAUUUGUUGUUUUUCUGCAUUCAAUUAGAUUCACCUAAAAAAAAUUUUGUCGCCUACAUAGUCGCAGGCAAACAAUGUAAUUUUUUAUCACUCUUCUUGUCAAAAAUACUGAAACUCGUUUAACUUUCUUGGUUUUCUGGCAAAUGCUAUAUUAGUCUACUUUAUCCAUUAUAAACAAUGAUUUGUGUUGUA